Messenger RNA from Camellia sinensis, 579 nucleotides. Its product is annotated as calcium-binding protein PBP1. The record is from RefSeq and is a predicted model, not a curated record. NCBI's taxonomy places the organism in Eukaryota, Viridiplantae, Streptophyta, Magnoliopsida, Ericales, Theaceae. Gene Ontology annotation, molecular function: calcium ion binding.
UCUCAAUCUCAAUCUCAAUCUCAAUCUCAUUCUCAUUCUCAUUCUCAUUCUCAUUCUCAUUCUCAUCCAAACAACCCAUCUCUUUCCAUCUCUUCAACUUUUUCUGUCUACGAAUCUGUACAUCUCCUUGAAUGGCGUCCAAUACCCAAUCCUAUUUCGAAGAUAUGUUGCCCACCAUGGCCGACAAGUUGGGCGGGGAAGGGUUGAUCGAAGAGCUCUGUAAUGGGUUUCGGUUGCUGAUGGACGGUGAUAAAGGGGUCAUCACGUUCGAUAGCCUCAAGAAAAACGCAGCCCUGUUAGGGUUGCAGGAAUUGAGGGACGAUGAUCUGAGAGGAAUGUUGAGAGAAGGCGAUUUCGACGGUGAUGGAGCACUCAAUCAGAUGGAGUUUUGUGUUCUGAUGUUCAGAUUGAGCCCCCAAUUGAUGGAACACUCUCAGUUUUUGUUGGAGGAAGCUUUGAAUGAUUUAUAUUGAUUUUUCUUGUUUUUUUCACACACAUUUUGGAUCGAAACAUAUACACAAGAUUUAAUGAACAAAGCAAUUUAUUAAAUUUGGGCAUUUUGCCAAGUGAUUAUACUUA